Molecule: messenger RNA, 5263 nt
Organism: Siniperca chuatsi (mandarin fish)
Lineage: Eukaryota; Metazoa; Chordata; Actinopteri; Centrarchiformes; Sinipercidae
Gene: syt11b
Product: synaptotagmin XIb
Exons: 4
Coding region: 442-1845 (467 amino acids)
Biological process (GO): vesicle fusion; regulation of dopamine secretion; calcium-ion regulated exocytosis
Cellular component (GO): membrane; synapse; axon
Molecular function (GO): calcium ion binding; clathrin binding; calcium-dependent phospholipid binding
Source: RefSeq, a predicted model, not a curated record
AAACUGAUUCGAAGUAUUUUGAGACUAAAGCUGUAAUUUUGCAGCAGACUAGGACCGGAGUUGGACCGGAGUUGGACCGGAAAGCUGAGCGCAGUAACGGAGCGACAGCCUCGAGCACGGAGUGCGUCAUCUUUUCAUAAACGAUCUUUGUCCAGUCUCAUCGCGAGCUCCUCCGCGCAGCCUCCCUGCAUCCUAGCGCGAGCAUCAUUCACUGCGCACCGAGCACCGACAGAGACACCGACCCACCGAGCGGACGACGGCUCCGUUAGCGGACAUAUGAAGUCUCUCUCUCCCGGACCAGCGGCUUGUUUUCGGUGAUUUCUCUCCUCGUCGCUUCUCUAUGGAUGUGAAAUAAAAGCGGGCGGUAGUUAGUCGGUGUCCUCUCCAUCUCUCUGCACUUCUCCCGCUCCGUCAGGACCGCAUCCUGCCCAGAUCCACAAAAUGGCGGACAUCAUCGAGCUGGGACCCGCCUACGCCAUGUCUCCGGUCCUGGCGGGCUUCCUGGGAGCUGGUGUUCUGGUUUUGGUCGUAGUGGUUCUGGUUCUGCUCUGGUCUUUCUGUCAGCGCCGUUACCUGCGCAUCUCUGGACGCUACAAGCUGCAUGGCGACCGUUACUGCGACGCCGAAGACCCCCCCUACAAGUUCAUCCACAUGUUGAAGGGCAUCAGCAUUUACCCAGAAUCCCUCAGCAGCAGCAAGAGGAUCGUACGCAGCAUCCGGCGCGUGGACCGCUCUGACCGCGAGGGAGAGCGAGGCGGCCCCGCCGCCGCCACAGCGAGGGGCAUGGUGCUGGUGGACGCCGAGAACAACAUCCUCGACGUCCCGGGGCAGCUGCAGAUGAGUCACCUGGUUCCCCCCGCCGGGUCGGGCCCCGCCCACGGCCAGGCCCGGGUGGAGCGGGCUCUGCCGGUCCGCGCCGACUACUGCUGCUUGGACAGCAGCUCGGCCAGCAGCAGCCAGACCAGCAGCAAGACGGCGUCCCCCUUCACCCCCGCGUCCUCGGAGCCCGAGCCGGAGCCCAGCCUGGGCGCCAUCAGCCUCACCGUCGACUACAACUUCCCCAAGAAGGCCCUGGUGGUGACCAUCGUCGGGGCCCGGGGCCUACCCGCCAUGGACGAGCAGGCGGGCAGCUCGGACCCGUACGUGAAGAUGACCAUCCUGCCGGAGAAGAAGCACCGCGUCAAGACCCGCGUGCUGAGGAAGACCCUGGACCCGCUGUUCGACGAGACCUUCACCUUCUACGGCGUGGCCUACAGCUCGCUGCCCGAGCUCACCCUGCACUUCCUGGUCCUCAGCUUCGACCGCUUCGCCCGAGAUGAUGUCAUCGGGGAGGCCGUGGUGCCGCUGAAGGGCGUGGACCCGAGCACGGGCCGAGUCCACCUGAGCCAGCAGAUCACCAAGAGGAACAUGCAGUGUGAGAGUCGUGGAGAGCUGCUGGCGUCUCUGUCCUACCAGCCGGUGUCUCACCGUCUCAGCGUGGUCGUCCUGAAAGCUCGACACCUCCCCAAGAUGGACAUCACCGGCCUGUCAGCAAACCCCUACGUGAAGGUGAACGUCUUCUACGGCCGGAAGCGCAUCGCCAAGAAGAAGACCCACGUGAAGAAGUGCACGCUGAACCCGGUCUUCAACGAGUCCUUCAUCUACGACAUCCCGCCCGAGCUGCUACCUGAGAUCUCCGUGGAGUUCCUGGUGGUCGACUUCGACCGGACCACCAAGAACGAGGUGCUGGGCCGCCUGCUGCUCGGCCUCCACAGCCCCGCCCCCUCCGGAGCCUCCCACUGGAGGGAGGUCUGCGAAAACCCCCGCCGGCAGAUCUCCAAAUGGCACAACCUGAGCGAGUACUGAGGGACGACCACCAGAAACCAGCUGACACCACCGACCGGCUGGGACUCCACCAGUGAAACCACUGGGAAAUAAAGACUCAGUGUACAGCACACACACACACACACACAUACACACACACACACACACACACACACAACAUACACACACACACUGUUGUGAUCAUAGUUAAACACUCUCUCUCUCUCUCUGUCUCUAUUAUCUCUCUCUACCACCACUACAUUCGCAAGUCUAAGAAAAACCCUGCAGUUCUUUAUUACAGCGAACAAACAAAAGAAAAGGAGCUGUUUUUAAAAAGAGAAACCAUGAAAUCCAUUUCUAAGACUGUUCUCGUGUCUCCUGGCUGCCCGUGUGUGUAGACGGGGAAGAAAUGCUCGAAUAUGAUUUAAAAAGAAAAAGAUUCCCCCCCUUGCUGUUGUCGUCAUGCAGUUCAUCGCAUGUCUGUCCGAAGAGAAAAACAAAACGACUCCGAAUGAAGAGUCGUGAACUGCUGACAUCACACUGACUGACAGGAAGGCAUUUCAGAAAAACAAGUGAUGAAAAUUUAAAUACUCACUAACACUGCUUAUACCUAAACGCUGAAUAUAUCCAAGUAUAAUUACUCUUCAGUAGGACCAAAUAAGAAACUGCUGCAAACCGCCCACGUCUCGACCCUGAUACUCGACCACAAGAUGAAAUAUUGUCCAUUUUUUGGGGCUAAUGGUUGUUUUAGUCAGCAGCAUGCUCCCUGCCUGCAGUGUGACGGCUCCACUCCUCUUCAAGAAGAGUAAACAUCAUUUCCACUCAUCGCUCCUGCAGCAGAACGUACGACUGCGCCUCGAUCCUGCAGGACGUUUCUUCCAACGCCCUCGUUUUAGUGUGGAUGUGGAUUUAAAAACUGGUCUCCUGACUGAAGACUACUGUAGAUGCUAGCAAAUCAGCUUUCUGCUCAGGAAGACGAGCAGACCGAGAGACGAUGUAAAAUACUUGUUUGUAACACGAAUGAUAUUUAAUUUACAAAAUUCUCAAGAUCCUCUGAAGGAAGCAGGAAGCAGCUGUGGUGGCUGAUGGUUGUUUUAAGCCUGUGAUCUUGAGAUGAACUGAUUUGUCUUCAUCCUGACUUCAUUAUCUCACUAUCUGCUCUGAGCGGCAGCAGGUCUUCGUGGAUCCUUCAGUCCUACGAACUAGUUUCAAACAGUGAUUCACUAAACCAGGUUGCACCGUUAAAACUGAACAAACGUCUCGGCGAGUAAAGACUUUAGUAAAUCUGUUGCUAGGAAACAUCUGUAGCGCCGUCCAAUCAGGAGCAGUCAGCUACGUAAACAGGAAGUGACUGCAGCAUCAGGAGCUAGCAUAACUUCCAAACAUCACAGCUUCAGAGGCUGAAAGAGAAAUCUGUAAAUGUUAGUUUUAUUUCUGUCUGCAGACACGCAGAAGUCUGUGUUUCAGAGUCAGCAGCAUUCAUACAGUUUAGAAUGAGAGGAAAUAUCUGACUAUGCUAAGCUAACUGACGUUAUUUACUCAUUUAGUCAAGUGUUAUCAGCAUAACGUUUCAUAGUUUGAGGUGUGUUGUGUUAUUUCAGUGAAAUGUAAUUUAAAAUCACCAGACUGACGUCAUUAUUAAACAGCGUUUAUCAGGUUUCAGGUCGACCGUACUCCGUAUUAACUGUUUUACUCUUCCCUCUGAACGGCUCAGAUGUUAGCAUGCUAACGUUAGCUGUGUCAGCUGGUUCAGUUAGCGAACAACAGCUCCACCUGCAGUUAGUGGCUGUAAACAUUUAGUUACAACUGAUCUGCACGUGAGAACUAGUUAGUGAGCUGCGACCUGGUUUAAAGUAGUGACGAUGAAGCUGCUCUUAGUGACAGCGACGACAGAGCGAGGGAAAGCCUGAACUGAUGAACGGCUGCUGACAGACUGCUGGAGGUAAAACUGGUGUCAUACAGGAAACAUCAUCGACAUUCGGCCUUUUAAUCUGCGCUCCGUGUGUGAAACAUCAGUCAUGGCCGAGUACUGGCCCCAUUCAAAGUCCACAUCCAGUCGAGGUGGAAACUCUUCAGUCACUGUGUAGUUUGUCCAUUUUCAUCAUUCAGACGGCGACACAGACACUCAGCGCUGAUUCUGUCUGUGCUUCAGUAUCGUCAGUUCGUACUGAACGCCUCUGAAUCAGCCGUCAGUAGCUCCCUGCAGCUGUGUCGGUAUCUGUUCGUGUCAGCUGCUAAAUGACAAGAAAUGACAGAAGUAGAGAAAUGCCAAAGAAAUGUUUUGAAACAGUGUCUCCACCCUGUAGUUUGUCCACCAGAGAGACAUGUUUAUUUUUACCCUGUAAGAUGUCCUGCUCAGCACGUCCUGGUCUGGUGAAGCCCGUGGAACGGUGCGGUUCAGGUCGGGUGAAGGUCGCGGUUACGGUUAAUAAAAAGGUGGACAGGACGCGAGCGGAACGAAAGUCAGACACGAUGCACAGCUUUACUGUCCACCUCUCUGAGGAAAGGACGCACUGGUUGCUGUGUUGGACUGGGAUACAUUUAGGUCUCAGAUGCUGUCUCAGCGAGGAUGACAGGUGGACAGGCACCAGGUGUGAUUGCAGAUUGAGCGUACUGUGUCCUCCUGAACGUUUAUAUCUACAGAGAACCUGAUCAGCAUUUGUUCCAGCUUUGAGACAACAGUCUUGAUCUCAAGAUGUUCCAAUGAAACCAAACGUGGGUACUGUGUGGAACCUGGAGAUAAUGAGAUAAUGAAGUCGGGUCGACAAACAUCAGUAACCACAGCUUCCCUUUGCUUCCUUUCUUUCUCUCUGUCUCAUUUUGUGCAUUUCGAUUCUCUUCUCGGCCAGAUUUGUCCUCUAACUUGCACUGGUUUGUAAAAGAUUUCCCCCUGUGAACAUUUCCCUGCAGAAAUGAUUUGAUCCGCCAGCUGGUGGCGCUGUUACAGCUGUUUUGAAUUGAUUUGAGUGUGUUCAUAAAGCCCAGUGGAUAUUUGUCAAAGUGAAGUUGAAAUUAGUUUGAAUAUUUAGUUUGAGUGAUGGGAGACUGUUCUCCACAGUCAGUACUCUCUGUUCUCCAACCUUUAGUCUCAAAAGCACAUUUUAGUCCCAGUUUAAAGUUAAUCCACCUUAAAUCUGCUCAUCGGCGAGGCCGACAUUUCAGAGAUUAAUAACUCGUGUAAAACUAAAUUUCACUUAGAGUCAUAGAGCUGUAAAGACGUGCUGAGCCACAGACAGCGUUUAUCAUCAACAGAAAAUCUGAUAAAUCGUCUGAAGCUGUAGACGGACGGACUGACUGUAGAUUUGUACAGAUAUGAAGAUGUUUGCUGGUUUCCUUCCUGUCUGAUGUCCUCGGAGCUUUAGUGUGUUUGAGCGCCCCCUGCUGUAGACCUGGAUGCUAACCUCUGUGUUAGGUUUGUUAACACUAAUUGGACGUGCAAAUAAAAAACAAGUUAGCCAUG